Messenger RNA from Uranotaenia lowii, 708 nucleotides. RefSeq lists its product as uncharacterized. The record is from RefSeq and is a predicted model, not a curated record. NCBI's taxonomy places the organism in Eukaryota, Metazoa, Arthropoda, Insecta, Diptera, Culicidae. The transcript has 2 exons. The coding region runs from base 1 to 708 and encodes 235 amino acids.
AUGGCAGAUGCGAAACCGAUGUCUAUUCCAGCAGAUCCGAGCGUGAGGUUGGGCAAGUCCAUGGGUCCCAAUGGUCCGGAAGAAGAAGCUGAAAUGAAGAAGGUGCCAUUCAAAGAAGCGGUGGGAUCUUUGUCGUUCGCACCUCAAGUAACUCGUCCAGAUAUUUCCUUUGCGGUCAAUGCAGUGAGUCAAUUUGGUUCGAAUCCAGGACGACAGCACUGGGAAGCAGUCAAGAAAAUCAUCCGCUACCUGAAGGGUACUACAACGAAUAAGCUGGAGUACAGCAAGCGUGGAUCAUCUGAGCUGGUCGGUUUUAGCGAUGCCGAUUGGGGAGGAGAUCCGGACAACCGAAGGUCGACGACUGGCUACGUGUUCACGAUGCAGGGAGGAGCCGUUUCGUGGAACGUCAAGAAGCAGCUGACUGUCGCCCUGUCAUCUUGUGAGGCGGAGUACAUGAUUUUCGAGGAGGAACCAGUACUGAUUUAUUGCGACAACCAGGGAGCAAUCAACAUCGCUGGAAACGGAGCGUACAACCCCCGAACGAAGCACGUGAGCAUUCGUUACCACUUUGUGCAUGAGAGUCUGAAGGAAGGAGCGGUGAAGGUGAAGUACAUCCCGACGACGGAUCAACCGGCUGAUGGGUUCACAAAGCUUCUAGCUAUCCAGAAGCAGCAGCGAUUUUGUGGACUUGUAGGCGUCACAAAUUAG